This is a messenger RNA of Colletotrichum aenigma, 762 nucleotides long. RefSeq names its product Nitrate transporter (gene crnA). Bases 1 to 762 code for a protein of 253 amino acids. The record is from RefSeq and is a predicted model, not a curated record. NCBI's taxonomy places the organism in Eukaryota, Fungi, Ascomycota, Sordariomycetes, Glomerellales, Glomerellaceae. The transcript has a single exon. Gene Ontology annotation, molecular function: nitrate transmembrane transporter activity.
AUGGUCUCCGACGAGGAGAAGCGCAGCAACCACAGCAGCAACAAGAACGGGCAACACGGCGUCCUCGGCGACCACGAGGUGCGCCUCUCCCGCGACGAGAUGGUCGACACCGCCCGCGGCGACACGGUCGUCAACCCCACCUUCAAAGAAGCAAUGUCCGUCGUCCUCUCCCCGCAGACCAUCUUCCACAUCGCCACCUACGGCUGCUCCUUCGGCGGCGAGCUGGCCGUCAACGCCGUUCUCUCCUCCUACUACCUCAAGAACUUCCCCGCGCUCGGCCAGACCGGCGCCAGCAACUGGGCCGCCAUGUUUGGCUUCCUCAACGUGAUCACCCGGCCGGCCGGCGGCGUCGUCUCGGACCUGCUCUACCGCUACGGCGGCCAGAACCUCUGGCUCAAGAAGGCGUGGAUCACGCUUUGCGGCGUGCUCACAGGCGCGCUGCUGCUGCUCAUCGGCAUGCUGAACCCGCACGACGAGGCGACCAUGUUCGGGCUCGUCUUCCUGAUGGCCGUCUUCCACGAGGCCGGCAACGGCGCCAACUUUGGCCUGAUCCCCCAUGUCCACGGCUACGCGAACGGCAUCGUGUCUGGUGUCACGGGCGCCGGCGGCAACCUUGGUGGCGUCAUCUUCGCCAUCAUCUUCCGCUUCAUGGACAACGGCACCAACUACGCAAAGGGGUUCUGGGUCAUUGGGUGCAUCCACGUCGGGGUCAACCUGUUGGUCUCGUGGAUCCACCCCCUGCCGAAGAGCCAGCGGCACUGA